CUACAAAUAUAGUUGCGUUAUACUGGAGACCAGUGGAAAACGUUUAGAUCGUUUCAUUUCCACUUGGGUAUCCGAGUUCAUUGGCAUCGGACGUUCAUUGUUAAACUGUGUUAAGAAAGUUCACAGAUGUUCACAUUUCUGGAAAUUUUUAGUACUUCGUGAGAAUCUGUUCUUAAACACCAAAAUCUGUACGAAGGCCUUUAUUACUAUAGUAUAUUUUUUAAAUUUGAGUCUUGAGGCAGUUAUGAAGAAGCUAUAAAACUGUUCGAGAUUGGGAAAGAUCUUGAAUAAAAUGAAACAUCUUAAAAACCUGUAUCACUUAAGAACACUCUGGACCGAAACACGCAUCUUUUUAUGAAGAAAUAUUUGAAAGCAGGGUUUCUGAUUUCGAAUCAAAUACACUCGAUUCUCGUUAUAACGACGAUCUCGGGACUUCAAAAUCUCGAUAUUACGACGAAAGGAGAGGAUCCUACUUCACGUUCUAUUCAAACGUCAAAUACGUGCUAAAUUUUUCGUAAAGAUAAACAUUCCAAGAUGGCAAGUGUUGAUACUGAUUUGGAGGAGUUGAUGUCUCAUCUGGGGGAAUUUGGAAAAUAUCAAGCAUGGCAAUUUGUCUUACACAUAAUAGCUGGUUUGACAGCAGGACUGCAUAUGAUGACUUUAACAACUGUAGCGGCCGUUCCUGAACACAAGUGCCUGCUACCCAAAUUCGACUUAAACCUUACAGAUUUUCAACAAAAUUAUACUUCUUUUAAUGUGAACGAUAAUUCAUGGAAUGAGUCCCAUUUUCUUCAUAGAGGUCCAAGAGCAUUUGAUGACAAUAGCUGUAUUUACCUUGAUGAUAAAAAUGAAACGAAAACCUGUGAAGCUUGGACAUAUAAUACCACAUACUAUAAAUCUUCACGUGGUAUGGAGUGGAACUUUGUUUGCUCUCGAAAAUGGAUGGGAGCAGUUGCUCAAUCAACAUAUAUGUUUGGUGUGUUUGCCGGAGCUGUUAUUUUGGGAAGCAUGGCUGAUAAAUAUGGUAGAAAAAUAAUUUUCUACGUUUCUUCAGUAGCACAAUUAAUUUUAGGAGUUUUAGUAGCUUUAGUACCUGAGUAUUACACUUUUCUUGUGAUAAGAUUUCUCUACGGUGUUUUUGGAUCAGCGGGAGCUUAUAUUACCGGCUUUGUUCUAACGAUGGAACUAGUUGGUCCUUCAAAGAGAACAAUAUGCGGAAUAAUGUUUCAACUAUGUUUUGCGAGUGGCUUUAUGUUGGUGGCUGUAUGGGGAAGUAUUAUUAAGGACAGAAUGUGGUUGCAAAUAAUCUAUGGUCUACAUAGUGUACUAUUAGUUGGACACUGGUGGUUGAUGGACGAAUCUCCAAGAUGGUUGUGGGCGCAAGGUCGGUUUAAAGAAGCUGUUGCAAUUGUUCAGAAGGGAUUAAAAAUGAAUGGUUGCAAUGAUCAGAGAGAUAUAGCAUCUCUUGUUUCGAAAAGUAGAGCUGAAAGAUUAUCACAAGAGGAUACCUCCUUUGGAGGAAUGGACCUGUUCAAAACACCAAAUCUUAGGAAAAAGACGUUGAACGUCUGUCUGAACUGGUUCGCGAAUUCGAUAGCGUACUAUGGUCUUUCAUUAAAUGCGAAGAAUUUAGACGGUAAUCCAUAUCUGAUGUUGUUCUUCAGUGGACUUGUUGAAAUACCGAGUUACGCUUUCACUACAUGUCUUAUGGAUCGUACUGGGAGAAGAUCACUUUUGAGUACAUUUAUGCUUGUUGGAGGAUUGUGCUGCAUCAGUGCCACACAGAUACCAGAGGACGAAAAGGGAGCAAUUACUGUUAUUAGUUUAUUAGGUAAAUCAUGCAUAGCUGGAUCGUUUGCAAUAAUUUACAAUUACACAGCUGAGUUGUUCCCGACUGUUGUGAGAAAUACGGCACUUGGAAUUGGAUCCAUGUGUGCUCGUUUAAGUGGUGCUUUAACUCCAUUGAUAAUGUUGCUGGAUUCCUUCAAUCCCAAAGUACCACCUAUUGUAUUUGGAUUCAUAGCAAUUGUUUCGGGAUUUUUGGCUCUCUAUCUACCUGAAACGGUUAAUCAACCCAUGCCGGAAACUUUGGAAGAUGGUGAAAACUUCGGACUUGGGGACACUUGUUUUUCUAGUUGCUCAGGGAGAAAGAGAAAUACGGCGUACGGAAUUGCCAUGCAUAAAGUGAACGACAUCGAUAAAGAUGAGUCUAGGGUGCCAAAGUCUGUUGAUGCAUAGAAUCAACGUGCUUUUUAAAACAAUAUCAAAUUACAUUAGAAAUUUGUUCAAAUAAAUAUUUUUGUUAUUUUUCAUUAGUUAAUUUUUUACCUGCGAUGUAAAUGAACAAUGAUAAAUUUAUUUAUAAGUCGAAAGAACUCAAUAACUUUUGCAAUAAAUUUAAAAAAUAAAAUUUAAGAAAAACUCCGAGUAAUAGCUUUGUUAUAUCCUAUUAAUGAUAUAAUCUCCAAACCUUAUACCUUA
Molecule: messenger RNA, 2481 nt
Organism: Leptopilina heterotoma
Lineage: Eukaryota; Metazoa; Arthropoda; Insecta; Hymenoptera; Figitidae
Product: organic cation transporter protein
Exons: 4
Coding region: 535-2238 (567 amino acids)
Biological process (GO): transmembrane transport
Cellular component (GO): membrane
Molecular function (GO): transmembrane transporter activity
Source: RefSeq, a predicted model, not a curated record